Molecule: messenger RNA, 6398 nt
Organism: Scophthalmus maximus (turbot)
Lineage: Eukaryota; Metazoa; Chordata; Actinopteri; Pleuronectiformes; Scophthalmidae
Gene: erfl3
Product: Ets2 repressor factor like 3
Exons: 5
Coding region: 721-2934 (737 amino acids)
Biological process (GO): regulation of transcription by RNA polymerase II; cell differentiation
Cellular component (GO): nucleus
Molecular function (GO): DNA-binding transcription factor activity, RNA polymerase II-specific; sequence-specific DNA binding
Source: RefSeq, a predicted model, not a curated record
AGAGAGAGAGAGAGAGAGUAACACUGAGCGGUGCGAGAGAGAGUGAGUGGAGCGACUUGGAAGGAGAGAAGAAAAGUCUGUAAAGAAGAAAGAGAGGCUCCUCUCCGACGGUACUUUCUGUCAAAGAAGUAACGAGGCUUUGCGGCGGAGAGAUGUCAAACGGCGGCCAACAUGCGGCUGAGGCGGAGUGAACAGCUACCGGACAGUUAGCGAAAGAACUUGUUAGACAGAGAGAAGGAGAGAGAGAGAGAGGGAGAGAGAGAGAGAGAGAGAGAGGGAGAGAGAGAGAGGGAGAGGGAGCGAGAUAAGGCUCCUCGGCUGCAUCGAGUCGGGACGUUCGUCGCCUUUUCCCACUGCAACUUGAGAGCGAAGAGUCCGGCUGCUGCUCGACCACGGGACGAGAAGGCGAGGAGCGAGGUGUUGACCGCUCAGCCCGGCGGAACGCGAGCCCCCUUGAGAGGGAGAGGGGGAGAGAGGGAGGGAGAGAGAGAGAGAGAGUGAGGGAGAGACAGACAGGGAGAGACAGAGAGAGAGAGAGAGAGAGAGAGAGAGAGCGCGCGGCUCGGGCAGCACUCGCAAAAGUUUGGCCGUGUGUCUUCACCGACUUUCUCCAGAUUUGGCAACUGGCGGCGGAGCGACAGGCCGAGAGAGGCGCCGACUUCUCUUUCCACGAGCAACUUGGCGGAGACCCUCCCAGUUCGGUGAACUUGAGCGGGGAGAAUGAAGACACCUGGAGAUAAUGGGUACGCCUUCCCAGACUGGGCCUACAAGCCCGAGUCGAGCCCCGGGUCCAGGCAGAUCCAGCUGUGGCACUUCAUCCUGGAGCUGCUCAGGAAGGAGGAGUACCACGAUGUCAUCGCCUGGCAGGGGGACUACGGCGAGUUUGUCAUCAAGGACCCGGACGAGGUGGCCCGACUGUGGGGGGCCAGGAAGUGCAAACCCCAAAUGAACUACGAUAAACUGAGCAGGGCACUGAGAUACUACUACAACAAGAGGAUCCUCCAUAAGACCAAAGGCAAGAGGUUCACCUAUAAGUUCAACUUCAAUAAACUGGUUUUGGUCAACUACCCCUUCAUCGACAUGGGCUCCACUGGAAGCAGCGUUCCUCAGAGCGCCCCUCCUGUCCCCAACGGCGCAUCGACCCACUUCCGCUUUCCUCCGUCAACGCCCUCCGAGGUCCUCUCCCCCAACGAGGACCUGCGCAGCCCUGGUGGCAUGUUCAGCUCCGUGGCUCGACGGAUGGCACGCGGCUCCGUCAGCGACUGCAGCGACGGCACGUCGGUCAACUCUGAGAUUGAGGAGGGCAACACAGGGGUGGGGGAGGAGAGGGGGGAGAGGGGUGUGUGCGGCGGGGGAGGGCCUGGUGGAGGAGGAGGAGGCUACCGGAGUAUCAUCCAUCCCCGUCUGUCUCAUGAAACCCUGUUCCGCAUGUACGGAGGAGGCAACCCAGCUGGCCACCCAGGCUCCCGUGGCCACGCAGGGCACCGGAUGCACCCAGACCCCCUGUCCCCCUUCCCUGUGUCCCCUCUGCCAGGGCCAGGAGGAGCUGGCCUCCUUGCCCCUCCUCUGUCCCCAGCACUCUCCAUGACCCCUACAUCUCACCUGACCUACACUCCCUCUCCUACCCUGUCCCCAAUGUUAGGCUCCCACUUCUCCUUCAACCAAGAAGACAUGAAGCGGUACCUGCAGGCCCAUACCCAGUCAGUGUACAACUAUGGCCUCAGCCCCAGAGCUUUCCUCCAGUACCCCAACAUCGUCAUCCCGCAGCCCCACCGACCUGCCAACGACAAGGAGAGGGGAGCAGCCGAGAGAGCCGAGAGGGCAGCAACAGCAGGCGGAGGAGAGAGGGGAGGGGAGCGGCACCACCAUCCACCCCUGGCUCACUCCGCCCACCACCACCCACACCCGCCUCACUCUGCUCACCCUCACUCCCAUUCCCAUCCCAUGCACCACCCACUCCACCUGGGUGAGGAGCCUCCACACAUGUCUCCCUUCAAGUUCAAGCUGCAGCCACCGCCGCUCGGCAGGAAGCAGAGGGAGACUCAAAGCCAGAGUAAAGGCCGGCAGAGCUCGCUGUCGUCGGGCUCAGGAUCCGGCUCCAUGUCGUCGACCUCUGGCCUCGGCUCCUCGCUGUCGUUCGGCAGCGACCUGAGCUCUGCCGGUGGCUCGGGCCUCAUCUCUGCUUCCUCAUCGACGCAGUCUCUUAACAGCGCAGGACUUCCCAAGAUAAAGGUGGAGCCGAUCUCAGACAUAGAGUCAGAGGAAGAGGUGGAGGUGACCGACAUUAGUGAUGAGGACCCAGAUGAAAGAGAGGAGUUUGAGCUCUUCGCCCCCAACCACUCUAGAGCCCCUAAUCACCACCACCACCACCACCACCACCAGCAGCAGCACCACCACCACCUUGCUAACGGCAAAGCCGCAGCCCAACAUCAGCCCCAUCCCGAUGAGGACCUGGACGAGGACGUGUUCAAAGCCCCUGCUCCGCCUCCACCUGGCCUGAUGCCCUUUUUGACCUCGCAGCACGCCCACUCCAAUGCACACCGUGCUCUGCCCACCCUCAAGAUCGAACCCACCGAGCCCGGGGAGAGCAGCACGCCCCCGCCUCAGACGGGCUCGGCAGGAGCUCCCCAGACCAAGUGUAUCCCCCUGAAGCUGCGCUUCAAGCGGCGCUGGAGCGAAGACCAGCGCAUGGAGGCCUCGCAGGAGGAGUCGGACGACAAGAAAGUACGACCAGAGGAGGAGAGGGAAAGAGAGAGGCUCAGCAAUGGACGAAUGGAGACGGAGGAGGACGGGACAGGCAGUGGAGAAGGGGACAGUCCUCCCCCGCUGGCGUACGAGGGCUCGUUAGCCACACCCCUGGCCUCACACAGGAGGGUGAGCGCGGAGCUGCAUCGUGCGACUGCACAGCUGUCCCUGGAGAACAAAGACUGCUGAUGAGAAUCACGGCCGAAAACACUACUGUUCCAGUAGCACAGAAAGGUGGUGGAAGAGUUUAUAAAUGGUCCCUCUGUAAUCCCUCUCCCACACUGACAAACUAGAUUCCUGAAAACCUCCGGCAAACUGAGAGCACAGUUCAAAAUACACACACACACACACACACACACACACACACACACACACACACAUACACACACCUACACACACAAAACCAUCUCGUCAAAGACAACCCGUCAGACCCCCCAUCAAUGCUCUUCGUCUUGAUUCCUCUGGGACACAUCCUUUGGGAGGAGGAACUCUUUCAGACUGUAACAGGGAUGAAGUCAGAGGGAUGCUCAUGAAGCUGGCCACAAGUUCACCUCCCACCUGGCCAACGGAGCUCCAGAUGCCCUGUCCCAGUAGCACAGCUCCUACCUUUCAGACCCCCCCCCCCCCCCCCCCCAGAAGGACGUUCACUCCCUUACAGCCCAGCAACACACACGGGAUGACAAACGUGCACACUCUUCCCAUGCUCCCUUUCCUAUAAAGAUGACAGGACUUUGACAAGUGCCUGUAGGAAAAAGCCACAGCCCGGAUGAGAGCAGAGAUGGGCGGGUGUAAGGCUGCUUGGAGUUCUCAUCUUUUAACUCACGGAGCCUUUGCAAAGUCGAACAGAUACCGGAGAAUCACGAGGACAGAAAGGAAAGUGUGUGUGUUUGAGACUGCAGAGUGUUGUCUGACUGACUCUUAAACCUGACCCACUCCACUCAGGGAAGCCUAUUGCUGUAUGUUUAUUUGAUUCAUGCACACAAACACACUCAAGCAGAAAUUAAGACAAAAAAAAAGAACCCGGCCAACAGCGAAUGGGACUUGGGGACUAUGGACACUAAACAGUGUUCACAAGACCAUACACACUCUCACAAAACAUGCACCUUGUAUCUCUGGCUCACUGCUCUCUCAGAGAUUUAUGACUUGUGUAUAACCUCCCUCCUGUCUCUCUCCGGUCCCGCCCCUCCUUCUCUUGCGGACCACCUUGUGGAAAGAUCAUGUCUCCACUCAAAGAAAUGAUGGGAGAUGGAAAAGAGAAUAGCACAAGGGGGAGGCAGCGGGAGGGUGGGGGGGGGGGGUCCCAGUUUAACUUUUAACUAACCUCCUCCUCACCUCACCUAACAUGGCUUGUACACUGACAAUAGCUCCCCUCAAAUCCCAGCAGCGCAGAAAUCCCAGUUCACCAGCUACAGCUCCUCUAACAGUCAUAGAUAGUGUUUAGAUAAACCAGCAAAGACACACACACACACACACAUUUACACACAGCACUGCCUUUAGCUUGUAAACAUGCUCCCUCUCUGUGUCUGGACCAGCUCUCCUUGUAGUGACGUCAUCCUCAGGUCCACACACACACACACACAGGCACACACACACAGCCUCUUUAUGCCUUGUUUUUAUAGCGUGUACAAAUUGAGCAAACGGAGCUGUAACAGCACACGAGCAGACUCGACCUUUGUAUGUUCUAAAUGAGACUUAAAAGUGAUAUUUUAAAAAGAACCAUAGAGUUUUAAUAAUAUGAUUAAUUCAGGAUUCUUUUUCCUUUUUUUUUUUUAACCGGAUAAGUGUCAUGCCACUCAUUCAGUAAUAUUGUGUGGAGGGUGCGUGGGGGCCAGAAUGAAAAGGGGCUGGGCUCCAGAGGUUUUCUUGUACAUUUGUUUCAUAGAUGAGCCAGAGGGGGGAAAAAACCCACACAGGCCAGUUCACCAGCUAAUACAAAAAAAAAAACAGGACUUGGAAAAGUCUGCUCAUUCAGAUGUGUGGUCCACUCUGCUAUUCACUUCAUUCUUUCCUGUCUGCACAGUCCAGUUCAGCUCGUUGGGGUUUCUACCCAUCCCUACCUCCCCUCUCCAAGUGUGUGUGCGUGCGAGCGCGUGCAUGCGUGCGUGUGAGUGUGCGUGCGUGCGUGUGAGAAAGACACAGAUAAGAGAGAUGGCUCAUGGGUUAUCAUUGAAGUAGUACUCCAGUCCGUUCGUUAAGGCCAAUUAGUUCUCCAAAGUUCACAGCAGCUGUGGAUCGGGAUGGGGGGGUAAUUAUUACUGUAAGAGAGCCCAACAUGGGCCCGUCCUGAGACGCCCUCUACCCAAACUAUGCACACAGGCACACACACACACACACACACACACACACACACACACACAAAAAAGAUUGUGUCUGUGAUUGUUCUAACAUCGUGGAGCUUUUGGCCUCUGCGUGCCAGGUCAUCCAGGCGUCUGAUUAGUUAUCUGAGCUGCGCUGACCAGAGAGGGGCCUGUCCUCGUCUGGCCAGCGACAAGACGGAUCUAUAGCAGUGACCUGUGAGAUAGACGGCCCCCCGGCAGUGUGUGUAGCUGAGCUGAUCGAAUUUCCUCAUCAGACCCCUGUGGUCUGGACUGGAGCAUGUCACGACACACGCACACACACACACACACACACACACACACACACCCUCACUAAGUCCUGUGUCUGUAUUUGAACUGACAGCUGCCUUAUUACUAUGUUUCAUAUCUCAGCAACAAACGAGGCAUCAGCCUGCUCUUCAAUCUUUCUCUCUCUUUCUUUCUAUUUCGUUAAUUUUUCUUCCUCCCCUCGCUCCGUUUCAGCCGUCGUCAUCUGACUUCCCGCUAACUGUCGCGUGGAUAAGACUCUGGGUAAAAGGAUUGACUGGAGUCCGAUUGUGAUGCCGACUCUCUCUCUCUCUCGACCUCUACAGUCAACGAACAGCACAAAGAUUUGCAUCUGUAUCAACAUAACAGAAGGUUGCUCGGUUUAUUUUUCUGAUGUCUAUAUUGCUAUUGAUUACUGUUGUUGUUGUUAUGAUUGCUCUCAUCGGGUUAUUUACCUCUCCACCUUGCGUUGUUGUUAUUAUUAUUAUUAUUAUUAUUCCAUGGUUCUGUUAGCUGUUGCUCUUUAUGUUGAUGUGGAAACCACCCCACUGCCCCCGAACUCCAUUCCCUGUUUCAAACUUUUAAGCCCCUGAAGCAGAAAUCUGAAAAUGUAAUAUAACUCAUAUGUGUAAUGUUGAUUUUUGACGCUGACAGAGAAAAACCAUCGGGGACUGAGAGGGAGGUGCAGUGUCGGAGGAUUUUAUUUAGGGGCAGAGGAAGUGAUUUUAUCUUUUUUUGUCAUGUAUUGUAAUUUUUAUUUUAUAAUGUUACCCCCUCUCUCUAUCUCUCUCUUGUAUAUUCUUUUUGGGGGGGGGGAGGAUGGGGAUUUAUCAUUUUAAAACAAGAAAAAAGAUUGUGUAUUGUUUUACAGUGUAAACGUCAAUCUUCUCCCUCUUUCAGUAUCGUUCACCUCAUCUCCCCCGAGCAGUUGCGCAACGCUCGGAUGGAGAGAUGAGUGUUAAUACCAUGAUGUAACAUUGAAUUUCUCCACUUCUUUCGUGUUUUUUUUCUUCCCCCCGGAACUUGUAAUUAAGACGUAAUCAGGGUUAAUUAAAACCAGUUAAAACCCAA